Molecule: messenger RNA, 6309 nt
Organism: Oryctolagus cuniculus (rabbit)
Lineage: Eukaryota; Metazoa; Chordata; Mammalia; Lagomorpha; Leporidae
Gene: SLC5A8
Product: solute carrier family 5 member 8
Biological process (GO): propanoate transmembrane transport; sodium ion transport
Cellular component (GO): membrane; extracellular exosome
Molecular function (GO): organic acid:sodium symporter activity
Source: RefSeq, a predicted model, not a curated record
UCCUAAGGCUCAUUCAUAGUAGAUAUUGUGAAUAUUACAGCAACUAUCAUUCUGCAACACCAUAGGGGAUUAGACAUGUUUGUUGAAUGAAAACGCAGGCAACCGAAAGUUUAGACAUCUUGCUAAUCCCUGCCCGUCUAAGGGCUGUCUCAGUACAUUGCAUAUCGUCCUCCCUGUCACCUAUUAACCUGUCAAGUAAAGGAACCUAAAAACUCCAGGUGCAUCUCCCUGUGAGGUCUGGGCAGUUUAACUGGAAAGCUAAAAGCGUUAACAAUUGCCCUUCGACCCAUUCGCCCGCUCAUUUAAACUGUGCUUCUCCGCGUGUGCCGUCAAAGUUUGCGCUGAGCGCCGUGGGCCUGCUAGAGUCCACUGGAGGCUCCAGUUCUCACCUGCCCAGGUGUCCCUGGCUCCCCGGCAAGCAGAGCCACCCCAAUCCCGUACCUGUUGAGCGCUCAGCGGCCGGUACCCGCCACUCCCCUCCGUCACCACCACCUUCGCGGGGGCCGCAACCGGCAGAGACGGACACCUGAAGACGCCUGUCAUCUCCACUGGGCGCCACGCCCGCCGCGCCCGCCGCGCCCGGGAAUAAGAAGUGCGCGCCAGGCGGCCAAGGCCGGACCGCCGGGCUGGGCUGCGCGCCGCGGGGCCGCGGGUUUGCGUGCGGGGCGCCGGCAAAGGCACUGCCAUGGACGCGCCGAGGGACAUUGGCACCUUCGUGGUGUGGGAUUACCUGGUGUUCGCGGGCAUGCUGCUUAUCUCGGCCGCCAUCGGCAUCUACUACGCCUUCGCGGGGGGCGGCCAGCAGACCUCUAAGGACUUCCUGAUGGGCGGCCGCAGCAUGACCGCAGUGCCCGUGGCGUUGUCCCUCACCGCCAGCUUCAUGUCGGCCGUCACCAUCCUGGGAUCUCCCUCCGAAGUCUACCGUUUUGGGGCUAUGUACAGCAUCUUUGCCAUCACCUACUUCUUAGUGGUCGUCAUCAGCGCGGAGAUCUUCCUUCCCGUGUUCUACAAACUGGGAAUCACCAGCACCUACGAGUAUUUAGAACUUCGAUUCAACAAAUGUGUUCGUCUCUGUGGAACAGUCCUCUUCAUUGUUCAAACAAUUCUGUAUACUGGAAUUGUGAUUUAUGCCCCUGCCCUGGCUUUAAAUCAAGUUACGGGAUUUGAUCUGUGGGGUGCAGUUGUGGCAACAGGGAUAGUCUGCACAUUCUACUGCACUCUGGGUGGUCUUAAAGCAGUUAUCUGGACAGAUGUUUUUCAAGCUGGGAUCAUGGUGGCUGGAUUUGCAUCUGUGAUUAUACAGGCUGCAGUGAUUCAGGGUGGAUUCAGCACUAUUUUGAAGGAUGCUUAUGAUGGCAGAAGAUUAAACUUCUGGAAUUUUGAUCCUAACCCAUUGCAAAGACACACAUUCUGGACAAUUAUUAUAGGAGGGACCUUCACGUGGACCAGCAUCUAUGGAAUCAACCAAUCUCAAGUACAGAGAUAUAUUUCUUGUAAAAGCAGAUUCCAAGCAAAAAUAUCACUCUACAUCAAUCUUAUUGGACUCUGGGCAAUCCUUACUUGCUCAGUGUUAUGUGGACUCGCCCUGUAUUCCAGGUACCGUGACUGUGAUCCUUGGACAGCCAAGAAAGUGUCUGCACCAGACCAGCUCAUGCCUUAUCUGGUACUGGACAUUUUGCGAGAUUAUCCAGGAGUUCCUGGACUUUUUGUGGCCUGUGUUUACAGUGGAACAUUAAGCACAGUGUCCUCCAGUAUUAAUGCCUUAGCAGCAGUGACUGUGGAAGAUCUUGUCAAACCUCACUUCAGGUCGCUCUCAGAAAGGUCUCUGUCUUGGAUUUCCCAAGGAAUGAGUGUGCUGUAUGGGAUGUGCUGUAUAGCAAUGGCUGCUCUGGCAUCACUAAUGGGAGCCCUGUUACAGGCAGCACUCAGCAUAUUUGGAAUGGUUGGUGGACCACUUCUGGGCUUGUUUUCUUUGGGCAUCAUGGUUCCCUUUGCCAACUCAAUUGGGGCACUUGUUGGUCUGAUGUCUGGAUUUGUUGUUUCUUUAUGGGUUGGAAUUGGAGCUCAACUUUAUCCUCCACUUCCUGAGAGAACUGUGCCAUUACACCUUGACACCUCUGGCUGUAACAGCACGUACAAUGUCACUAAUUUGAUGACAACCACAGAAAUGCCAUUUUCUACUAGUGCUUUUCAAGUACACAAUGCUGAAAGGACUCCACUGAUGGAUAACUGGUAUUCUAUAUCAUAUCUGUAUUUCAGCACUCUUGGAACUUUGGUGGCAUUAUUUGUGGGGAUAGUUAUCAGUUUAUUAACAGGAGGAAGAAAACAGAACUUAGAUACUAAAUUCUUACUGACCAAAGAAGACUUUUUAUCUAAUUUUGAUAUUUUUAAGAAAAAGAGUCAUGUUUUAAGCUAUAAAUCUCAUCCAGUUGAAGAUGGUGGAACUGAUAAUCCUGCCUUCAGCCAUAUUGAAUUGAACUUCACAGAUCAAAGUGGCAAGAUCAAUGGGACUCGUUUGUGAAGCAGCUCUGAAACCAGAUGAUACUAACUAAUGUCUCAAUUUUAUAUGUUUUCUAAGAUAACUGGAUCCAGUUAGGAUUAUUUUCGGUCUUUCUUGAGUAUUUUAGGGGAUACUUUUUUUGGAGCAAAGUCCUGACUUUCUUCUUUUACUGCACUAAUUGAUAUUAUUCUGCAGUUGAGAGUGUCAGCAUCACAUUUUCCUGUCUUUCUCUAUUAUUCCAAGCAGCUUUGGUUGUGAAAUUUAUGAUCACAUGUAACUUGAAAGGCUAAUAUGUACACAUACACAUGAUACUUGAUAGUCAAAGGCAUAUUUUUAGAUUUGGGCAUUACUGAAAAUAUUUUCCAUGCUUUUGGUGCUACCAUGCAAGUUUUGGGGUUUGCCAAAAUCAUAAUUUUCUCCUUCUGCCACUUCUCUAUUUUUAGGGAGCAAUAAGGUGACAAAUCUACAUUGUUUAGGUCUAUUAGCAGCCCAGGAUACACUAUGAACUUGGGAUUGAUUCUGGCUCAGGAAGGUGGGGAUGUGGAAAUGUUCCAUCUAGAACAGAACAUGGACCCAGUUAUCUAGGUCUUCGGGUGACAUUUGACUGAUUCUCCAAAGGUCCUGGCUUUUGGCUGCUUUUAUUGCUUUUUGUAGACUGUAAUUCUUACUUGCAUUCCUAGUUUCUGACCCGACAACUUUGGUUUUGUUAUGUACUUUGUUGAGCUUGCCUUCCUAAUUUCCUGUUUCCUCCAUUGCCCUGGACUUGGCUAUGUCUUCAGGCACUCAAAAUGAACCAUUCCACCCCUGAUCCUGGCUCACCAAGUCGGAGCCUAUAAAUGAUAAAAGCCCAUUAGCCUGGUACCCACACGCAUACCAUUGAUGUAGAUAUUUACAGAUUUGCUGAUCCAAAAACACUGUAUUAUUAAAAAUGGCUAAGUUCCAUGGAGUUCAAUGAUCACACUUAAUACUAUUAAUUUGAACUUUUGAAUGUCAAUCAUUAACAGUCAAUUAAAUUGACUUGGGUACAUGUGCUUAGAAAUCUCAAAAUUCUAGUGUAUGAAUCUAGUAAAGAGCUAAAUUACAUAGGGAAAUACCAUGUUUUUAAUGUUCUGGACUGAAGAAAUAUAUGUACCAUGUUUUAAAGUUUCAAUUAGCAAUCUCAAAGCUGCUUAACUGUUUAUUUUGAUAUUUUCUUAGCUAAGAGUUUGGUUACAGGAUUUCAUUGGUAACUUAUUUUUUUCUAUAAUAUCCACAUUAGAUAUUUUUCAAAGUUUUUUUAAUUUUUCAAUAUUUUUUAAAAGAAAAAUAUUUAGAUAUAUGCAUUUGUUUUAUAAUUAUAUAAUUUUGUGCUUUUUUGAUCUACAUUAUUUAGGAAACCGAGUUUGGUACAUUUAGAUGUUGCUAACUGAUAAUAGUAACAAUAAAAAAUAGGAAGUAGCACUUACUUGUAGUAAAGAGACUUAUAUAACAUUUAAAUGAACUAUAUAUUCAUAUAUUAUGUAUAUAGAUGUUAUUUUUAAUCAGUAUAUUUAUAAGUAAACAUGAAAUUUUAUGAGUAUUUCUACACUGUUUUAAUGAAUGAAAUAUAAUCCUGUUUUUGGUUUGGGUGAGUGUGAUUUUAACUAUCAUUGUUUAUUUAAUAAUUCAAAAUGAAUGUGUAUAGAAUGUUGCUAUUUUGGAAAUCAAAAUCAGAUUUCUUAAAUCACUUUUCCUCCUACCUGAUUGCAAAGGGAUUGUGCAAUGUAUUCUUAAGAAAUAUGAAAGUUGGAAUUUUGUCCACUUUCCCUUAGACAAAGUAUGCCUUUGUGAUAUUUGGAACUAUCAAUGUUUUACUUUUAUAAACACAGGGAAUGCCAGAUGGAGUUCCUAAGAAAGCAAAGUAAUAGUAUUAAUUUAAAAGAAUUUAUCUUAAUUUCUAAAUCUUUUGGUAAAACCAAAUAGGGGUAAAAUUUUGGGGCUGGCAUUGUGGUGUAGCAGGUUAAGCCUCCACCUACAGUGCCGGCAUCCCAAAUGGGCAUUGGUUGGAGUCUCUACUUAUGAUCCAGCUUCCUGAUAAUGUGCCUGGGAAGCAGUGGGAGAUGUUCCAAGUGCUUGGGCCCAUGAACCCCUCCUGGCUCCUGGAUUCAGCUUGGCCCAGCCCUGGCCAUUGUGGCCAUUUGGGGAGUGCGCCAGUGUAUAGAUCUCUGUCUCUCUUCCUCUCUUUAUAACUCUGCCUUUCAAAUAAAUAAAAAAAUAAAUUGUUAAAAAAUUUAAUAUGUUGUAAUAAAAAAUAAAUUAUUGUUUUUGGUCGUUUUAAAUCACACAUACUCUAAUGGGGGAAAGCCACACAUGUUAUCUAUUGAUGUUUUGUUGAUGACAAGUUUGUGCUCUUGAAUUUAUCCUUAAUCUCCUCUGUUGGUGAUCCAUAGCACUGAACUUCUGCCUACCUCACAGAAAUAACAGGAAUCUAAAACACUGGGUCGAGAGCACUUUGGCAGAACAGCACUUAUGUUAACUCACAUACUGUUACCUAAUAUUUCAAUAUAUUGGGAUUCAAAGUUUCAGACAAAAGUCACUUGCCAGUUUUUUAAAAGAUGAACUCAAUAAUUUUCAGUGUCAUGAUGUAGAGGUAGUGUUUUCUCAAAAAAAAUGUGUGCUAUUUUCCUAAAUUAGGAUAUAUUUAGGAAUCAACAGGAUUAUCCUAAGAGAUAGAAUAUAAACUUUAAAGAAAGAUCUAGAUUAGUCAUAUUCACUGCAUCAAGAAGUGAAAAUUAUAUAAACAGAAUAUAAAAAAGCAUAAGUUCACAUUCAUUUAUUAGUUGCGCACAUAGUCAUUUUAUCUCCAGACCAGUGGUUCUCAACAGGGGCAACUUGGCCUCUUAGAGGACAUUUGAAUAUGUCUGGGGAUAUUUUUGGCUGUGACAACUGGCUAGUGGCAGUGCUACUGGAACCUAACAGGUAGAAUUUAUAGAAGAUGCUAAACAUCUUUGGGGGUGGGACAACUCACCUCCCCCAAAACAAAAACGUUAUCCAGCUCAGGACAUCAAUAGUAUAGAGUUGGAGAAACCCUGCCUGGAGACUGUGGUUGGUUUUGCUGAAGUCACACUGACAGGUUAUGUUUCUUCAGUGCAAUCUUGACUAUUUGAUCUGAAUGUUUUCAUCUACAGGUGAGGAUGGAAAUGCCACUAGCGUAUGAACUGUUAUGAUGCAGAAUAGUGGACCUAUAUUUUGACAGCAUUAUGAAAAUAUUGAAGACUCUGGAAUUGUGAAUAACUAUGUAAACAAGGCAUAGGAUAGUUUAGGUUCUCCACUGGGUUUCUAAUAUUGACAAACAUUGUGAUGAAGUUAAUGUUAAAUAUGUGAAUGUAAAGAUUUCUUAAUUUUGUUAUAUUUAUGAAAAUUACAGAAAGUAUAGUUUUUUCUUUAAUAAUCAAGUGUCCAUGAUGCAGAUACAUGGGAGGGGGUGGAAUUCAGAUGGAAGAAGUAACCCUUUGUAUUGAUUCUUAUAGGAAAUGCUGAGUUUUUUCAUAAAGAUUGUUGAUAAAGAUUCAAUUAAAUGCAUAACAAUUCAGUUACUGAAAUUUCACUAUAUGCUUUUGUAUUUAAGUUUUGUGCCCAUUGCUUAUGAAAAAGCUUGGGAGAGUUGAAUAUCAUGGUGAAAAACUAAUUUGAUGGUUGUAAAUAUGAUUUUGCAGUUGCAAACUCUUGGAAGAUCAGUAUCAAAUUGAAUAUAAUGAAUUUCAUCACCCUUUAUGGAAAGAAAUUUCUACCCUAUUUACUACAUAAAUGACUCUUCCUAAAUGCCAUAGAUAAGUGCUUAUAAAAGUGUA